CGGCGCCCGGAGCUCGGAGCAGCGCCGGGGCCGCGCCGCAGCCGCAGCCGCAGCCGGAAAUCAGGCCCGCGCGGUGGCCGCCGGCCCGGCCCGAGCCGGGACCCGACGCCGGAGCCGGAGCCGGCCGAGCCCGCGCGGGUCAUGGCGGGGCCCCGGGGCGCGCUGCUGGCCUGGUGCCGCCGCCAGUGCGAGGGCUACCGCGGCGUGGAGAUCCGUGACCUGAGCAGCUCCUUCCGGGACGGCCUGGCCUUCUGCGCCAUCCUGCACCGGCACCGGCCCGACCUGCUAGACUUCGAUUCACUUUCCAAGGACAAUGUUUUCGAGAAUAACCGUCUGGCCUUUGAAGUGGCCGAGAAGGAGCUGGGGAUCCCUGCUCUCUUGGACCCCAGUGACAUGGUCUCCAUGAGCGUCCCCGACUGCCUCAGCAUCAUGACCUACGUGUCCCAGUAUUACAACCACUUCGCUAGUCCUGGCCAAGCCGGUGUCUCACCACCCAGAAAGGACCUGGCACCCUGCUCCCUGCCAUCUGUAGCGCCCACUCCAGCAGAGCCAGGAGACGGUGCUCAGGGCGAGCAGCUCUUGGGCAGCCUGUCGGAGCAGGGCACCCACCAGACCCCCAGCAGCACGUGCGCGGCCUGCCGGCAGCAUGUGCACCUGGUGCAGCGGUACCUGGUUGAGGGCAGGCUGUACCACCGGCACUGCUUCCGGUGUCGGCAGUGCUCCAGCACCCUCGUUCCUGGGGCUUACAGGAGUGGGCCUGAGGAGGGCACCUUUGUGUGUGCAGAACACUGUGCCAGGCUGGGCCCAGGGGCGCGGUUGGGAGCCAGACCAGCGCCCCCACAACAGCCAAAGCAGCAGCACCGGCAGCAACUUGCAGAAGAAACCAAGGACGUCCUGGGAGGCAGCCCCAGCCCCAGUGUGGCUGCAGGGGCAGAGGCAGAUGGACCCAAAGCCAGCCCCAAGGCCCGGCCCCAGAUCCCCACCAAGCCCCGGGUUCCUGGAAAGCCCCCGGAGCUGGCCAGCCCCCCGGCCAGCCGCCCCACACCUGCCCCCAGGAAAGCCUCCGAGAGCACAGCCCCGACGCCCCCCACGCCGCGCCCCCGCUCCAGUCUACAGCAGGAGAACUCGGUGGAGCAGCCGGCAGGCAGCAGCCUAGUGAACGGAAGACUGCACGAACCACCUGUCCCCAAGCCGAGAGGGACACCCAAGCUGUCUGAGGGGACGCCAGCUCCCAGGAAGGACCCCCCGUGGAUCACGCUGGUGCAGGCAGAGCCAAAGAAGAAGCCAGCCCCUCUCCCCCCCAGCAGCAGCCCUGCACUGCCAAGCGGGGACAGCAGGCAGGUGGAGAAUGGUGGCGUGGCGGAGGUGGCCCAGCUGAGCCCAGCGGCCAGCCUGGAGCCCAAGCCCUAUAACCCCUUUGAGGAGGAGGAGGAAGAAGAGUCCCAGGCUGCACCCAGCCUAGCCACCAGCCCUGCCCCGGCCCACCUGGAGUCCACACCCAAGUCCCUGCACCCCUGGUACGGCAUCACCCCCACCAGCAGCCCCAAGACAAAGAAGCGCCCUGCCCCCCGCGCACCCAGUGCCUCUCCGCUCGCUCUCCACGCCUCCCGCCUCUCACAGUCGGAGCCACCCUCGGCCACGCCGUCGCCAGCCCUAAGCGUGGAGAGCCUGUCAUCGGAGAGCUCCAGCCAGACUGCUGGUGGGGAGCUUCUGGAGCCGCCAGCUGUGCCCAAGAGCUCCUCAGAGCCUGCUGUCCAUGCCCCUGGCACCCCUGGAAACUCUGCCAGCCUCUCUGCCAACUCCUCCCUGUCCUCCUCUGGGGAGCUGGUGCAGCCCAGUGUGGCCCAGAUGCCUGGAGCCAGCCCUGGCCUCGCCCCCAAGACCGGGUGCAGCCCAGCUCCCCCGCCGGCCAAGCCCUGCAGUGGUGCUACCGCAACCCCUCUCUUGUCGGUUGGAGACAAGUGCCCUGUGCCUCCCCCUGGAACCUCGUCCCCACAGCUGCAGCUCAAGUCUUCCUGCAAGGAGAAUCCUUUUAACCGGAAGCCAUCACCUGCAGCCUCCCCAACCACAAAGAAGGCCACCAAGGGAUCCAAGCCAGUGCGGCCACCUGCCCCAGGACACGGAUUUCCUCUCAUCAAACGCAAGGUCCAGGCUGACCAGUACAUCCCCGAGGAGGACAUCUAUGGAGAGAUGGACACCAUUGAGCGCCAGCUGGAUGCCCUGGAGCACCGUGGGGUCCUGCUGGAGGAGAAGCUGCGUGGAGGCGCGAAUGAGGGCCGUGAGGAUGACAUGCUGGUGGACUGGUUCAAGCUCAUCCAUGAGAAGCACCUGCUGGUGCGGCGAGAGUCCGAGCUCAUCUAUGUCUUCAAGCAGCAGAGCCUGGAGCAGCGCCAGGCUGACGUCGAGUACGAGCUCCGGUGCCUGCUCAACAAGCCAGAAAAGGACUGGACAGAGGAGGACCGGGGCCGGGAGAAGGUGCUGAUGCAGGAGCUUGUGACCCUCAUCGAGCAGCGCAACGCCAUCAUCAACUGCCUGGACGAGGACCGGCAGAGGGAAGAAGAGGAAGACAAGAUGUUGGAAGCCAUGAUCAGGAAGAAAGAGUUCCAGAAGGAGGCUGAACCCGAGGGCAAGAAGAAGGGGAAGUUCAAGACCAUGAAGGUGCUGAAACUGCUAGGAAACAAACGUGAUACCAAGAGCAAGUCCCCCGGGGACAAGAGCUAACAACGAGGGAAGCCAGCCAGGAACUGCCACCACUCCUGGACCAGCCCCUGGGUUGUGCUCUGCCAGGAGGGGGUCACCUGCCUCCCUCAGAACAGUCCAGAGGAAAGGCGACUUACGGGAAGGCAGCCUCCAGGUGACGGCCUCUCCCUCCUCAGGGUCCUCCAGCUAGACUGGGCCAAAGAAUCCUCUUCCCUCCUCUCUGAGCCCCAGGCAGCUGUGACUCACCCCUCCCUGUCUGAUUCUAAUGACUCCCGAUGCUGUGACUGACCCGAGGGGCAAACAGAGUCCCAGUGUCCAGAGAGGAGCAGCAGCCAAGCACGUCUGCCCCCUCGUCCUGCCCAGCCCCUGCCGUGAUGGGGCAGCUGCUUGGUCCCUCUUCCCUCUGUGCCACAUCCAGAUGGGAUUCUUGGCUGUCAGAGUUCUGCCCGUGGUGACCUCUGGCCUGGGUCACCCGCCUCCAGGGUUCUGUUCCUCUUGGCAGGCCAGCAAGCAGAGCUCGGCGACACUGGCUUCCUCCUGCCCUAGCCCUGGCUCCAAGUCUCUGUCUUCCUGUCCAGUGUGGGCGCCCCUGAAUUCCAGGGUCUCCUCACUCAGGAGCUCAUUUGUGAAGUGUCUCGUUAAGUUUGGGUUCGCUACUGAGUGGUCUGUGCUGUCAGACACCAUGGCUGCCAUGGCCCUCAAGGCAGAUCCUGCCCUCCCUCUCUUCCUCAGAGUUCUAGGGGCACUUCCCUCAUCUCCCCUCAUUGCAUGGGGCACCUCAUCUCCCAGGGCUGUGAUGGCCGUGCUGGGGCAAGUGGUGCCUGCGGGACUCCCCCGGUGCUGAGUCCCCCAGGAAGGGCCUCUGGUUCCUGAUCAUCAGCCUAGGGACGGUGCUAUCCUGGCUCUUUAACUUGUAUGUAGUCUGACCCUUAAUGUAGGCUUCCUCCCUCCCCCACACCAGGGUCAGGGGGUGGGGGCCCGUGCCCAUUUGUGGUCACUGCUAGUCUGUCUCCUCCCCCCAUCGCAUUUCCACCUGAGGACUGACAGCCACUCGCCCCACUGGGAUGGCUGUAGGAGAGGAGGAGAGAUGGGGACAACCCCUUUUUCCCCAGGGAACUCGCCCAGCAGCCCUUUGUCAAAGCACUGUUACUAUAAGCUAUCUCUGGGACGCCACUAGGCCUCCUUCCCUCAACACACCUCUGGGAAAAGAUCACACUGUAUUAACUUGCGAGAAUUUUCCUCACCAACAAUAAACGGAGACAACCUCAGCUGCCAGUGCCCUGCAGCCUCAGGCCACGGCCACGUCUGCCUUCCUCUGCCACGCCUCGUGGCUGGGCAUCUCUGGGUGCCCAGAGGGCCCAGGCCCAUGUUGGGGCUGUCCUCCCAGAGGGACCUUGACCCUUGCUGCCUGCCACUGGGCAGCAUCCUCUUCCUCUGCAGGGAGGCUGUGUGGCCCCUGGCGGCCUCCUUCCAAACAUGCCUGUUGACCUGGAGCUGGGGCCACCAACGCCAAGGCCUUUCUGGGGCCAGGCAGGUAACAUGUGAACCGGGCCAGAUGUAACCCGAAGGGUGGCUCCGAUAGGCUGUUUUGGUGUUAGCAGACAAGGGUGGUUGGAGCCGGGGUGAACUGGAGUGUCUGCCACAGCUCAAGGGGACAUUCUCUCUCACUCAAGUCAGUGGUAGCCUCUGGAAAUGAAUGCGGGCCCAGUGUUGCCAGAUGUUUUCCAUUUUUCAUAACAAGCUGGAAAUCCAGCUUUUGUGUGUAAUUUGUAAAUGUUGACAAAUAAUUUGAAUUUAACAAUAGGCAGAUACCAAGGUUAUCAAGGUUGUGCAGAAUUUGUCCUGGGGUUGUCCAUUUUGCUGCCAUGUGGUGGGGUCUUUGAGGUGGAGGACAGCUGUUCCCAUCAUAUCGUACCCUCUGCCCUCAGGUUCCCGAGGGUGUGUGGGCACAGGCUUCCCAUGCGACAUUCCUGAGCCAGCCUUGAUCUGGGCCUCUCCACUCACAGGGCCAUGUUUACUCUGCAAACCAAAACGUGGGUCAUGUGACCUGAUAGGAUUGUGCGACUCUCUCCAGGUGCAGGAGACAGGGUUGGUUCCAAAAUAUUUUGGUGAUGUAUGGAGAUAGGAAAAUGACAGAGCACUGGAGAAGGCUCAUGGGUGCCAGAAGCCAGAGGGAAGGGGACCAGUGAACUGUGUACCAGGCCAGGGGUGGGGGCUGCUCACCUUGUCAGGUGACUCUUAAAGGGCCUCACAGAUGGGCAAACGGGCGCUGAGGCUGUGGGUUCUGCCCAAGGUAACACGGCACGUGCUGGGCUUGGAACUCCAAAGCCAGGGCUCUUUCUGUCUGGACCCUUUGUGCUUCCUCCCACCCUUUGUGUUUCUUUCCGUGCGUCAUGGGUUUAGUGGACAUACAUAAAGCUAACCGUAAUCCUGAGUCGGCUACUUGCUAGUUAAAUGCCCUUGGUUGGAGUAUCUUGGUGAGCCUUAGUUUUCAUGGAGGAAUAAGGAACCAUCCCAGUUUAUUGAGAUAACUGAGAGUGAAAUUCAGCACCUCCACAGUGCCCAGCCAUGGGGCACUCCAGAGCAGGGGUUCCCACUUCCACUUGAAAUGUGCAAAGAGGUAGCUAGAAGCCAUCUGUGCUUGACAAAUUCUACCUCCUUGGACAAAUAAGCCUUAUCCCUCUGAAAACAAAAUAGUACAUGUAAUGACCCAUGUUAAAUGUGGUUUAUUGCCAGUUAAUCAUCGUGGUUGAACAUUUGCCAAACGUGGUAAGAAGUCAAGUAGAUCUAGAGACAGGUUGGGAGAAAGGAAUUGAAAUCAUUCCUAAGUUCAGAAAACUAAAUGGGCAGGACACACAGGCUGGAGGCGGCGGGAAGAGGGCCUGGUGGGUGCCUUUAGACACACGUCUGGGGUGGGGGAUUGGGCUUCGCUUUCACUGUGGAUGGGAUGGGACUCUUUCCCCUAGAAAAGACUCGAAGUCUGUGUCUGUGACUGGGAGCGCGGAGGCUCCAACAGCUGACCUCUGUGGGCAGGGCUAGGCUGCUGUGUAUGCGCCGGGGAACCGCGGGCCAGGGCAGUGCUGUGUGACCAUUUGACAUGGCUGGGCUGAUCUGGGGAUGAGCCUUCUUGGCAAAGGGGUGGACUCAAGGUUGGGCUACCCUGCCCCUGUCCCUGCAGGCAGAUUAAGAGGUGGCAAGAGCCUUCCUAAGUUUCUCACUCCGCUUGUGGUCAAUGUCUUCCAUCUCCCGUAGUUUCUGCAAAGGACACCAGGGAAACCAGUAUUAGAGGCAGAAACCGGAGGAGCUGUCACAGAUGUGAGCUAGAGCUUGACUCCUGAACCCCACAGGCAUGGCUGGCCCUUGACUUCUACUCAAACUCAUGGUGGGCCCCUCCCUUCCCCACUUCCCUGGUGGUUUUUUCUACCUGGGAGAUUUCUGCUAGGAUGAUUCCUCGGUACUGCUUGCCCUGUCCCAGGGCCUCCAUGUCAGCCAGGAAGUCUCUCCUGUCCUGGAUUUCCUUCACCACUGAACGGUGGAGAAGGCUGUCAGCACAUGGGGCUGUGAGGGUGCGGGGCAGCAGAUGCCCCUCUCGGGGAGAGGAAGCGCUCUAUUGUCAAAAUGGUGUUUCUCACUUCUUGGCCCUCAGGGAUCCCCCCCAUCCAAUCCUGGGCCACUCCACACAUUGUCCUCACCCACCUGCAUGACUGGCCCCUGGGUGACUUACACUCUUCAAACCGGUCCAGCUCAGGGGCUGGGUCCUCCUGUGGCACAGGAGGGGCCUUUCUUUUCCGCUCCUCUGGGUCCUUCCCAGUGGCAAGGAUACUUUGGAGUCUUCGCUUCUCCUUCUCCAGAUCUCCUGCAGGGUCGGGAAAUGGCCUAUGUAGGUUGUGAAGGUUGCCCCCUCAUGGUCUGUGUCCCCAGUUGCACAAGCCUGCUGCAAGUUCCAGCCAUGCGAACAGGGCUCCUGCAGCCCCAGCCUCUUCCACCCUGGGUACACCUGAGCGUAGCAUGUGAAGAUAGGCGGGAAGAGGUUGAAAGAACCAGGAAAAGGGCUUUGUCAUAACCCACACACUGCUUUGGUGCACAGCAGGGCUGAGAAAGCUCGGGAACCUCCUAGGGCCUCUGAUGCCUGGAGUGGCAACCUGUGCGUAGAGCGUGUGGGGAGAUGUUAGGAGCAUCUGGGCCAAAAGUUACGUCCGAUGGCAAGUGGGAAGAGGGGACGAAUGGCUCCAUGAAGUGGGCUAGAGAGCAGAGGAGCUCAAUUCCAGGGGCCACGUGAGGGCAAGAGAACAGUGGCCUUGAGGCCUGAGAGCCAAAGGAUUACCAGGGACUCGUAGAAUCCAGUUAGUCAUGAGCGUUCUGCAGAAUGAAAAAGGAGGACCGCCUAAUUGGUUUCCCUGCACCCUGAACACCCCCAAGCUAACAUGUGCCACGGCUGAAGAACAUGAGUUCUUCAUGAGUAUGAAAAGCAUUAGAAUAUGGUUAGCUACCUGCACACCUGCCCUGGGGGCUGCUAGUCCCUGUCCCCACCCAGGGAGAUGGGUGAGAGGCCCCAGCAGAGGCCGUCUCACUCACGGGUGGCUUGAGGCCUGAACUGCUCCCGGCUGUAGGCUCCGUUGGCUCGGCACACGCUGGCGGGCCGCAGGUGGGAGUGGGCCGCCAGGAUGGGAGGCAGGUAGAUGGGCGAGGCUGGCUGCUUGGAAGGGAAGACCCUCUGGCUGGAUGUUGGGCUGCACUGUAGAGGCAAAGUGUCUCCUCCUGCGGGGAAGAGUCGGGAUGGAAGGACCUCGCUGGCUUUUGUUUUUUUUUUAAAUAAAAGUGAUGCCUGCCUGUUAUAACAAGUACAAUAGUACAGAAGAUUUUCCCUUCUCCAAUCCCACCGCCUACAAUGAGCAGUGGUAACAAUUUGGUGGGCACUUUUCUUACUUUUUGAUGCUUAUACAAACAUGUUCAAAGAUAAAUGUGCAUAUUUUAUAUAUGCAUAUAAGAUUCUUUUUUCAAACACUGGAUCAUACUGUAAUGUAUUCAAUAACAGACUCUCCAGUUAACAAUUUAUCUUGGACAUCUUUCCAGAUCAAUCCACUUAUAUUUAACUUAUUUUUUAUAGCUAUAUACUACUUCUUAGAAUGGAUACAUUAUUUAUUCAGCUAGCCUCCUAGUUUUAGAAAUUCAGGUUGUUUCCAGGCUUUUCUGUUUGUUUUUUACUACUACAAACAAUGUUGCAAUAAACAUUCUUGUACAUCA
Messenger RNA from Lemur catta (Ring-tailed lemur), 7944 nucleotides. RefSeq names its product MICAL like 1 (gene MICALL1). Lineage: Eukaryota; Metazoa; Chordata; Mammalia; Primates; Lemuridae. The coding region runs from base 142 to 2721 and encodes 859 amino acids. The record is from RefSeq and is a predicted model, not a curated record. Gene Ontology annotation, molecular function: protein binding. The transcript is spliced from 16 exons.